Messenger RNA from Drosophila melanogaster (fruit fly), 1214 nucleotides. It is a transcript of the gene Sid, whose product is annotated as stress induced DNase. Gene Ontology annotation, molecular function: nucleic acid binding; metal ion binding; hydrolase activity. The transcript has 3 exons. The record is from RefSeq and is marked reviewed. The coding region runs from base 35 to 1147 and encodes 370 amino acids. NCBI's taxonomy places the organism in Eukaryota, Metazoa, Arthropoda, Insecta, Diptera, Drosophilidae.
UUCUUAGUUCGUAAAUCAACCUUAAGCUGUGAAGAUGCCCGAUCUGAAGUAUAUGUUGACGAUUCUAAGCCUGUAUUUCUUUGUAGGAAGUGUUCAAGCGAAUUGCUUAAUCGACUUGGCUCAUUUGAAUGCCAAUUAUGUGUACUUAAGCCAAAAUAACGGAGUCUAUGAUAUUCAGCGCAGUGAUAUUGUGGAAAUCCACCAGACGUUGUAUCUGCUGUGCAAUGGAGGACUUCAUCGCACCACAUUCCUGUGUCGAUAUGACAGUGUUUUCAGUCCAGCGCUAAGCUCAGCAGCAUGUGCACCACCCGAUCCUGUCGUGGUAAAAGUACCAGAUACAUCUUGUUCCAUUCCGAGUGCUACGUUCGCCGUAGGAUUUUCCUUCAAUGGACGCUUUAUGGAACUGUAUCGCAAUUGUUUUGAUGGCUACAGCUUGGCGUUUCAACAUUCCAUCUACAAGGCUUAUCGCUACGUAAACACCGUUCCACGUCCCAAUCCCACUUGGCAGUCGGAUCAAUUAAGUGGUGGAUUUGACAAUGCCUACGAGGGAAGAGCAACACAAGCUUGUUUGCUCACUAACCUGGGCGCAGUACAGCCGCAGUGUAAAUUUGAUCGUGGCCACAUGACACCGGCUUCUGCAUUUAUAUCCACAGAGCUGAAGAAGUCAACGUUCAGGUAUCUAAACGCUAUCCCCCAAUAUCGAGGAGUUAAUCGUGGCAAAUGGAAGGCCGUUGAGACCUGGGUGAACAAUAUGGUUAGGGGACUGUAUGAUAAUCCAAUCAUCAAUAAUGUACAAAUACCGCGUACUUACGAUGUCCUUAAGGUUUGCAUUGGGGCAUUGGGAGUGCAUAGACUAAGACAUAAUACCAAUAACAAUAUGAUACCAAUUUACCUGUUGGAUAAUAACAAAAUUCCCGUGCCAGAGUGGAUGUACAAGAUAGUUAGCCAUCUCUCCGGAGAUAAAUGGGUAAUGCUGACCUACAACGACGUAAGUCUACCCAAUCAGCAGGCAUUAAACCAGAUCUGCCAUGUGAUACCCUGUCAUCCGGGUCUUAACCUUAAUACGAAGGACGUUGGACACACUGUCUGCUGCGAUCCGUACCGUUUUAUUACCAUAAACGCUCCACACUUAACUGGUGUUUGCUAAGGUCAAACUAAAUAUUUUCUUAGAUCUUGAAAAUGUGCAUAUUAAAAUAAAUAUAAAGUGGUAUUUG